Molecule: messenger RNA, 20304 nt
Organism: Lymnaea stagnalis (great pond snail)
Lineage: Eukaryota; Metazoa; Mollusca; Gastropoda; Lymnaeidae
Source: the annotation of a GenBank genome assembly
GAACUCUAAAUAAACUAAAUAGACGAAUUCUGACAGUGCAAGUCGAUUGUGAAAUCGCAUACCUUACGCAUUGCGCAACUGUGAAAGAAGGGCCUUUUAUUGAAACACAGAUUUCAGGUGCGUUUUAUCUAGCAAAUGUUUAACUGAAUAAUUAGUUACGACAAAUAAAAAAAUUACAGGAUUAAGAAAUUAAUUGAUUAACUUUUUAUUAGAUUAGGAUCAUCAUCGGAUCCGGAUAGGUUUAAUUGGUACGGUUUAAUUUAAGUAAGUUCUUAAGUAGAGAUAGGUGGUUUAUUGACUAUGACUGAUAUGCGAUUGAUUCAAUCAAUUGAUUAUAUUUUCUUUAGCACAAGCCUUACCAAUGUUUGUAGCCUUGCCUAACAAUAUAGUAUAGUAAUAUAGUAAUAAAUAAUAGAUUAUAUAUAGUCAGUGUGUGACACUGACAGUCUGACAGUGACACAGUGUGUCCUUUACCUAGCAUAACAAUUUGUUGAAUCUUGUUUAUGUAUGUAUUUAUAGUCACUAUUGUUUUGAAUUAUAUCUCUGAAAUCACUCUUAAGUAGGUAUGUGAAAUUCUGACUUUUUGCAUCGCCAAUUCAAUGUGUUGCUAAAAAAAUGUUUGUCAAUGUUUUAGACAGUGGUCUGGUCGUUGUGCACUUCAAAAUUAUUUUUUUUGUGCCUAGUCUUAUAAUUGGACUCCAAAUGAGAUUUUCAAGAAAUAAUACACUUAUUUUUCUUUAUUUGUAUAUAUUUUAUGUAUCGCUGCUUACUUAUGACUAUGUUUUCAUCGGAUUAUGUGCAGUUAAAAACACUGAUUCUGUAAAGCAUUAAAAAAUUGGUAAAUGGCAAUUUAUAGAUUUUAUAUAAAUGUGUGUUAUUGAUUAACAAUUUACCCAAUGAAAUUAUUUAAUUGUGCAUAAAAAUAUCAAUUCCUUUAUAAUUUAAUGAGUGCUCAUUUGUGAAAAUAUUAUAUUCAGUAGGCCUACCUCCCACAAUAAAAUCAAUAACAGAAAGGGGGGGGGGGGUCAUGUGACCAUGUUCCUAAAGAGAGAUUGGUCAAAGCUUCUGUUGUCAUCUUUAAACCUAAUCACUAAUCACGUAAUUUAUUUGUUUCUUUUACUAAUAUUUAAUGAGUGCUCAUUUGUGAAAAUAUUUUAUUCAGUAGGCCUACCUCCCACAAUAAAAUCAAAAACAGAAAGGGGGGGGGGGGGUCAUGUGACCAUGUUCCUAAAGAGAGAUUGGUCAAAGCUUCUGUUGUCAUCUUUAAACCUAAUCACUAAUCACGUUAUUAUAUUGUUUCUUUUACUAAAGUUAAAGUAACAAGAUUAUUUUUUUUAAAUAUGCCCAUUUUGUAUGCAGUAAAACUAUUAUUAUGGUAAUUAUGGUAUUUAUUGACGUAUAACACGCCCCCACGUAUAACACGCACCUCAAUUUAAGAAGGAAAUUUCAGGGGAAAAAAACUAAACAUAUCGGCGUAUAACACGCACACAUCAUUUGCCCCCUAUUUUCAGGGAGAAAAAGUGUGUGUUAUACGCCAAAAAAUACGGUAUAUACAUAUUUAGGCCUAUAUUUUAAUUAAUAAUUUUAAUCAUAAUUAUUAGCACACAAAAAAUUUUUACAAUAACAUUAUUUGUCAGCCUAGAUUUUAUUUUCAAAUAUGCGCAUAUUACUUUGGCAAAAAAGAAGCUGGGUAUAAUUUUUUCAGACUAUGUCCCCUUCCUCCCAGUUCAUACAUCUAUUUAUAUUAGAUAUUUUAAAAAACAAUAUUUUGAAACUCUUCUAAAGCUUUGAUGGCAUUUUCCAAUUCAUUGAAAGUAUGGAAAUACAGAGUGGAGGUGUUGUCGCUAGUAUGAACUACUAAUAAAUGAAUGGAGCAAUACUUCGCCAUGGUGAUUGAAAGUCAGUUUUUAAAGUUACAGUUUUGUUUUGAUUUGAUUGGCUGGAUUACCAAUAGCUCUCUAGAAGCUAUUUGCAGUUUACUCUGAAGCUCCCUAGAAGCUAUUGAAACUACCAAUAUAAACUCUCUUUAUAAUCUAGGCCUACUAUAUUAUCUUGUAUUUAUACUCUUUCUCUCUCACUCUCUCUCUCUCUCUCUCUAUUAUAUAUAUAUAUAUAUAUAUAUAUAUAUAUAUAUAUUAAUAAUCACUAUUAGGUACUUAGUACUUCAAAACUCCUUCAUGAACUUGAUGCACUGCUCUGUGCAUGUUGAAAAAUGGUGCAAAAACUUGUAACCUAUUAUUUUUUUAAAGGUUUAUGUUAACCUCUGUAAAUAACCUUGCAAGUCAAAAUUGAAAUAAAUAGCGUUGUUCGGUCAUCUGUUUGAUAGUUAUUAGUUUCUGCUCACGUCACUUUGAAUUACAUUACUUAUCGAUGCAGUAGAUGACCAGCAGUGUUUCUUAUGUGUUUCACUGUGUUGUUUGUGCAUCAUAGUAUAGGAGUUGCCAGAAUUUUCACUGUGUCAAUGUCAUAAUGCCUACGUGACUCCAUCUCUGGGUUUUAUCUUAAAGAGAGCGACUUCCCUUAGAUGAGUUCCAAUUAACCCAUGAUGCUCAUGUUGUUUUGCUUGUCUAGACCUUUGGGGAUUGAACUCUAGGCCACAAGCUUGGGAUUGGCUCAGUUCAGACUGCUCGGCCACUUUAGUAAUAAUUAUUUUAUAAAGGCAUGGCCUACAGUUUAUUUUAAUCACAAGGUUGUUUUUUUUUCAUUUUUUUUAUUUCACAGCUUAAGUGUGUUUUCCUUUCCCUAGAGCCACGGGCAGCAGUAGACUACACUGAAAGAACAUGUCCUAUCCCAUCUAUCCCAGCGCGGUGCCAAGAGUUGCGGAUGAGUUUCUCUCCAAAGUAGACCUUUACAUUGAAUGCAAGAAUUUACUCAACAAAGAUGUCAUGUCAAAGUCAGACCCAUGUGCUGUUUUGUACAUGUCUCGGAAGGGAGGUCUACUCGAUGAGGUUAGCAUCAUCAAUUUUAUUUAACCAAGCUAUGUAUUCAUGGAGAAAAGAUAAAAUCUUAAAUGUUACGCCAAAAAAUUAUGUAAAUUGCUCAUUUAAUUUAUACAAAAGUAAAAUUGUAAAAAUGUUGAAUGAAAAGAUUUGCACUAGGAAUUUUUUUUAUGACAUACAUAGAUAAAACAUGUACACAUUUUUUUGCAUUACAAUUCUAUCCUUUCUGUCUUUCUAUACUUUCUUAGAUUGCUCGUACAGAAAACGUGAAAAACUGUUUGGAUCCCAAAUUUGCUACAGCAAUUAAAGUUAACUACUAUUUUGAAGAAGUUCAAAAGAUCAAGAUUUGUAUUUAUGAUGUAGACAACAAAACAUACACGCUUUCCGAUGAUGACUUCCUGGGACAGAUAGAGUGUACUCUGGGACAGGUCGGUCUUCAUUAUAAAAUUUGGUCAUUAAAAAAAAAGGAUUUAAUUUAGUAUGAAAUUUUCAGAGCAGAUUUUUCCCCGCAGCAUUAACAAGGAGUCAUUGAACAUUUUAAUUAAAGAAAUAGCCCAUACAGCCUAAAUAAAGCUUAUCAAUUUUACAGUGAUAUAGAACGUUCAAGUUUAAAAACUUAAGGUUGUACUUCAGAAAAUGAAAUGUAGUUGUAAGCAAGUAUCAAUAAAUGUUCAUUAAAUUUAGUACUAGUUUUAUAGAUAAUAUAGUUAAAUUUGUUCAUAUUUAUCAUGAUUGUAUUUCCAGCUGGUUUCGAACAGCCCAUACGUAAAGCCGCUUACUCUAAAAGAUAAUGUAACUAAAGCAGGUCAAGGUCAGAUCACAGUAAGUGUAUUAUUUAAACUAUACAUAAACACAGGAUGAAAUAUGUACCAUGUUGAAACUGUUCUCUGACAGCUCAAUAUAAUUUAUUAAAUUUAUCUCAAUUUGUGUUAAUGACUUUUAUUGAACUGCAAACAGCAGACAUUUUUAUCAGUUUAGUAUUUUAAAGGGGCUUGACCGAUUUCCUUUUUGCCAACAUGUCCUCUUUCCUGUCAUGCAUUCACAGACUGUUUGGUCAUAAAUAAAGUUAUAAUUCAUAUUCCACUUUAGAGCUCUCUUGAAACUAAAUAUACAUAUUUUACAAAGGUCAGGGCUGAAGAAGUCAAAGAAGGUGGGGAGGUUGCACAGAUUACUUUCAAGGCCAAGAAACUUGACAAUAAAGUAAGAGUUUAUUGUAAUUCCUCUUGUUUAUGUUCUUUCUCUUAGGGAAAACUGCUAUAAGACUAUAUGACCUUUAAAAUCCAACAUUUGUACUACUCUGUUACCUGCAAGUCGAGGGGAAGGGGGGGGGGUCUGAGGCGUCAAGUGCACCCCGUUGCACUAUAGCAUUAACCAAAAGUGCUACGUAACAGGUCAAGAUGGAAACAACAUUAUCUUACAAGUUAAGUUUUUUUUUAUAUCCAGUUUAGUUUUCUUUUAAGACUUUUGAUAAGAAGGGAUGGUGUGCAUGACAAGUAUCACAGUGCUUUUGUAGGAUGCUAGCUUAUUAUAGUCUCUGUGUGCAGGCAAUGCACUAGUUCAUUCAGCUAGAUUCUAAAGAAUUUAAAAAAAACUGUUUUUGUCAAGAUACAAAAUUUCAAGUCUGUGUCUUGAGUAUCAUUUAAAAACUUAAUUUUUUUUUUUACAUUUUUAUAAGGCAAAUUUUUUAUCAUAAUCAAUUUUCAGGAUUUUAUGGGAAAGUCUGAUCCAUACCUUGAAAUUCAAAAACCAACAAUAGAUGGUGGGUGGCAAGUCAUUCACAGAACUGAGGUGAGAGCAACUGGACUGUUAUGUUGUAUUCAUGACAUCAAUAUGCUGUCAUUAAUAAUCUAUUAGGAGCUAUCAAGGCUAAGAUUUCUAUUAUAAACUAGAUAGACUUAAAUGUUGACCUGAAUAUUGGGUUGACCUGAAUAUUGGAUAGACCUGAAUGUUGGAUAGACCUGCAGGGCCGGCACUAGGGGAUGGUGAAGUGGGCGACCGCCCAGUUUGCGGGGCUCAGCGCGUUGCCGUAGUAUAUUUAUAAUAUACCUAACCCUACUAAUAGUUCCUAAUCUAAUUCUAGGAUUGAUGGAAAUGUUGGCGAAGUUUGAUCCCACAAUGAAGGAACAUAUUCGCCGGAUCAUACUUUGUCAUUACUUGGUCACCAAAUCCAAGAUGAGUUGAUUGAGUUAAUGGCAUUAAAUGCUCAAAGCUGUCGUUUGUCUUAUUUUUUGCUUGUGUCCAGAUUACAAUGGCUCAUUCAGCUUCGUAUUUUCGUUAUUUGUUUUUGACAACCUUGAUAUUGAUAACAAUGGAGCCGCGAUGAGUCAUUUGGGCCAGAGCCAUUAACUGUUAUAGAAAAAAAUAGAAAUUUUGGAAACUAAGAAAGUGAACAAAUAUCUGUUAUGACGCGUCCCAUUAUGACCAGCAAGGCCACAGUACGACUAUAACAUGUCUUAAUAUCCUAUCGGCGGAUUAUAUAACGUCUUUGGCCCCGCAAAAUUCAAUUUGCCCAAGACCCCCGCACCCUCCUAGCGCCAGCCCUGAGACCUGAAUAUUUGAUAGACCUGAAUGUUGGAUAGAAUGCAACUUGAAUAUUUGUAUUGCACUUUGCAAGUUUGUUAUUGAAAAUACUGUAAAGAAUAGAAACGAAAGGCUUGUGUUAGUUUUGUGUAGUAAUAAAAGACAAAUAUGAAGAAUAGAAUCUUGUUUGCUUCAUCAAAAGAGUUUUAGUAUUUAAUCCACUUUAAAAGUGUCAUUACUUGGUGGAAUCAAAAUCCACUUUAAAAGUGUCAUUACUUGGUGGAAUCAAAAUCCACUUUAAAAGUGUCAUUACUUGGUUGAAUCAAAAUCCACUUUAAAAGUGUCAUUACUUGGUUGAAUCAAAAUCCACUUUAAAAGUGUCAUUACUUGGUUGAAUCAAAAUCCACUUUAAAAGUGUCAUUACUUGGUUGAAUCAAAAUCCACUUUAAAAGUGUCAUUACUUGGUGGAAUCAAAAUGCACUUUAAAAGUGUCAUUACUUGGUUGAAUCAAAAUCCACUUUAAAAGUGUCAUUACUUGGUUGAAUCAAAAUCCACUUUAAAAGUGUCAUUACUUGGUGGAAUCAAAAUCCACUUUAAAAGUGUCAUUACUUGGUGGAAUCAAAAUCCACUUUAAAAGUGUCAUUACUUGGUGGAAUCAAAAUCCACAAAAAGGUUUUCGUCAAACUUCAAAAAACUUGUUCAAUUUGAUUUUAUACUCUCCAUUGUGUGCAACCUCCAUUUAUUUACAACAUUGGCAAGCUAAAAAUAACCAAAGCCCAUUACAAUCAUUUUUUCGCAGGUGAUAAAGAAUAAUUUGAACCCCACCUGGCGGCCGGUCAACCUGUCAGUUUACAGUCUUUGUGGGGGCAAUAAACAACAGCAAAUCAAGGUAACUGUUAGUUAGAUGGCUGUCUGAUGAUUUAGUCAGAUGGCUGUCUGAUGAUUUAGUCAGGUGGCUGUCUGAUGAUUUAGUCAGGUGGCUGUCUGAUGAUUUAGUCAGGUGGCUGUCUGAUGAUUAAGUCAGAUGGCUGUCUGAUGAUUUAGUCAGAUGGCUGUCUGAUGAUUUAGUCAGGUGGCUGUCUGAUGAUUUAGUCAGGUGGCUGUCUGAUGAUUUAGUCAGGUGGCUGUCUGAUGAUUAAGUCAGGUGGCUGUCUGAUGAUUUAGUCAGAUGGCUGUCUGAUGAUUUAGUCAGAUGGCUGUCUGAUGAUUUAGUCAGAUGGCUGUUUGAUGAUUUAGUCAGAUGGCUGUCUGAUGAUUUAGUGAGAUGGCUGUCUGAUGAUUUAGUCAGAUGGCUGUCUGAUGAUUUAGUCAGAUGGCUGUCUGAUGAUUUAGUCAGAUGGCUGUCUGAUGAUUUAGUCAGAUGGCUGUCUGAUGAUUUAGUCAGAUGGCUGUCUGAUGAUUUAGUUAAAUAGAAGGUUGGCAUUUUCUAAGUACUUAGUUUAAAAGAUGAAUUGAAAUUUGUUAUUUGGCUAAUUGGAUAUCUCAUUGAGUCAAAAAAAUUUUUUUAAAGAGCCAAAAUUUUCUGUUUUAUAAGCACUGCAUUUAAUCAUAGUGACAAUAUUUCAUUUAUAUAUAAAUAAAUAUUCUCAGAUUGAUUGUUAUGACUGGGACAGUGACGGUUCAAAUGAUUACAUUGGAGGAUUUACAACAACCCUUGAAGAAAUGAUGAAAGCUUCAGCAGGGGAGGUGAAUAUCAACUUAAACUUAAUCAGUUUCUUUCUAAAUACCUACUGAAAAUUUGUAAUAAAAAAAUAUUGCAACUUCAUAAAAUUUGUAAAAAAUAUUGCAACUUCAUAUCUUUGUACUUUGAGAUGCAUCAUAGAAUGUUCCCAUCAUAAGCAGUGGGGGGUAGCAUGUCCAAGUGUAUUGAGGUCACCCCUAGGUUAGUAAAAACCAAGUAACAAUUGGGCUCCUAUCCCAAGAAUAUUUUUUUAAAGGGAAUAUAAUAAUGUAACCCCUGAAGCUGGUAGCAUUGUUUUUCCCGCUGACAAAAAUGAGCCAUUUUCUCAUGGCACAAUAGAUCAUGCACUCAAAAAUAAGUUAAUUAAUUAAUAUUUCCACGUUAGUUGGCGGGGGUUCUGAAUCAUAACACAGAAUUAUUCAAGUUUGUCCACAUUAUUUCAAAAUUCUUUUGUAAAUUUGUAUGGGCACACAUUUAAAAGAAACAUUCAGAAGUUAUUUUCAUAAAGUCAUUAAGAGACCUCUUUCUCUGCAGCUUUCUUUCCCAUGUAUAAACCAAAGCAAGAAAGCCAAGAAGAAAAGUUAUACAAACUCUGGAGUGGUUUAUGUCUCUUCCUGCCAUGUAAGCUUAUGGAUUAGUUACUAAUAUGUUACUUCAUGUCAGGUAAGCUUAUGGAUUAGCUACUAAUAUGUUACUUCAUGUCAGGUAAUCUUAUGGAUUAGCUACUAAAAUGUUACUUCAUGUCAGGUAAGCUUAUGGAUUAGUUCCAAUAUGUUACUUCAUGUCAGGUAAGCUUAUGGAUUAGUUCCUAUAUGUUACUUCAUGUCAGGUAAACUUUUGGAUUAGUUCCUAUAUGUUACUUCAUGUCAGGUAAGCCUAUGGAUUAGCUUCUUAUGUUACUUCAUGUCAGGUAAACUUAUGGAUUAGUUCCUAUAUGUUACUUCAUGUCAGGUAAACUUUUGGAUUAGUUCCAAUGUUACUUCAUGUCAGGUAAACUUUUGGAUUAGUUCCUAUAUGUUACUUCAUGUCAGGUAAGCUUAUGCUUUAGUUACCGAAAUAUGAAAAGGGAUAAGCUUACAUGACCUGGCGCUGUCCUAUCUGAAAGAGCUGCUGAUGCCUUAUGUACCCACUAGAGAGCUCUGCUCAUCCUAUAGUGGCAAACUCUCGACACCACGUGUUUGCCUUGAGACUUACGGAAAGCGCACUUUCGCAUUUGCUGGUCCAACAAUUUGGAACGCCCUUCCUGUCGUUCUCAGAAACAACCAGACACUGGAGUCCUUUAAAACCGAUUUAAAGACACAUCUAUUUCGCAAACACCUUCAGGGAUGAUUGUCAACCUUAUUUUCCAGUUAAUGCAUAAUGGCUGUGUUGCGUUUGUUUUAAAUGUGGUAAAUUGUAGAUUUGUUUUUUGUUGACUUUGUACCGCGCUUCAAGCCUUCGGGGAUGAAGCGUGUUUUUUUUUAAAAGAACUUUAUUAUUAUUAUUAUUACCAUGCUAAAAAACAGUUAAAAUCUGUAGGUACCGAUCCCAUUCUUAAAUCAUUUUCAACAUUUCUUCAGUGACUCUCUAAAAUUAUUUUUAACCAUUGAAGCCCCCACACUAAUUCCAUGUUGUUUGUUGAUUCUUGCAGCUUGUGAAAGAACAUACAUUUUUAGAAUACAUCUUUGGUGGCAUGCAGAUCAAUUUUACAGUAAGUGUCCUGGAUUUUAAGAUGCCUUAAAUAGUUGCAUAAAGAUAUCUCAGCUCUCUCUUAUUCAAAGACCACAGCUCUCUCUUAUUCAAAGACCACAGCUCUCUCUUAUUAAAAGACCACAGCUCUCUCUUAUUCAAAGACCACAGCUCUCUUAUUCAAAGACCACAGCUCUCUCUUAUUCAAAGACCACAGCUCUCUCUUAUUCAAAGACCACAGCUCUCUUAUUCAAAGACCACAGCUCUCUCUCAUUCAAAGACCACAGCUCUCUCUUAUUCAAAGACCACAGCUCUCUCUUAUUCAAAGACCACAGCUCUCUCUUAUUCAAAGACCACAGCUCUCUCUUAUUAAAAGACCACAGCUCUCUCUUAUUCAAAGACCACAGCCCUCUCUUAUUCAAAGACCACAGCUCUCUCUUAUUAAAAGACCACAGCUCUCUCUUAUUCAAAGACUACAGCCCUCUCUUAUUCAAAGACCACAGCUCUCUCUUAUUCAAAGACCACAGCCCUCUCUUAUUCAAAGACCACAGCUCUCUUAUUUAAAGACCACAGCUCUCUCUUAUUCAAAGACCACAGCUCUCUCUUAUUCAAACACCACAGCUCUCUCUUAUUCAAAGAUCACAGCUCUCUCUUAUUCAAAGACCACAGCUCUCUCUUAUUCAAAGACCACAGCUCUCUCUUAUUCAAAGACCACAGCUCUCUCUUAUUCAAAGACCACAGCUCUCUCUUAUUCAAAGACCACAGCUCUCUCUUAUUCAAAGACCACAGCUCUCUCUUAUUCAAAGACCACAGCUCUCUCUUAUUCAAAGACCACAGCUCUCUCUUAUUCAAAGACCACAGCUCUCUCUUAUUCAAAGACCACAGCUCUCUCUUAUUCAAAGACCACAGCUCUCUCUUAUUCAAAGACCACAGCUCUCUCUUAUUCAAAGACCACAGCUCUCUCUUAUUCAAAGACCACAGCUCUCUCUUAUUCAAAGACCACAGCUCUCUCUCUUAUUCAAAGACCACAACUCUCUCUUAUUCAAAGACCACAGCUCUCUCUUAUUCAAAGAUUUUGUUGCAAAUUAAAAUUAUACUUUUUUGCACCAUGAGGGGGUUCACAUAUUCAUUUGUUCAUAACCUUCUAACCUGUCCAGGUGUGACACACCUAUACCUCUGCAGGUGUGACACACCUAUACCUCUGCAGGUGUGACACACCUAUACCUGUCCUGGUGUGACACACCUUCAUCUCUCCAUUCCUGAUAACCAGCUCAUGCAACCCAUUUUCCACUCCAUGCAGGUUGGCAUUGACUUCACAGCAUCGAAUGGUAACCCUUCACAGUCAACCUCUCUCCACUACAUCAACCCUUAUGCCCCUAACGAAUACAUGGCGGCCAUCAAAGCUGUCGGGGAUGUCUGUCAGGAUUACGACACGUAAGAUUAAAUCUGGCUCAAACGUAUGAUAACACUAGUGAGAUUAUAGUAUGUUAUGAUGUAACAUAACUUUGAUCGGCCAAUGUUUUUGACAUUUGAAUUGUCACCACUCCGUUUAUCAGUGAAGCAGAUUGCCAGUGGUUGUAUAGAAACUAUCACUGCAUCAGAUUGCCAGUGGUUGUAUAGAAACUAUCAUUGCAUCAGAUUGCCAGUGGUUGUAUAGAAACUAUCACUGCAUCAGAUUGCCAGUGGUUGUAUAGAAACUAUCAUUGCAUCAGAUUGCCAGUGGUUGUAUAGAAACUAUCACUGCAUCAGAUUGCCAAUGGUUGUAUAGAAACUAUCAUUGCAUCAGAUUGCCAAUGGUUGUAUAGAAACUAUCACUGCAUCAGAUUGCCAAUGGUUGUAUAGAAACUAUCACUGCAUCAGAUUGCCAAUGGUUGUAUAGAAACUAUCACUGCAUCAGAUUGCCAGUGGUUGUAUAGAAACUAUCACUGCAUCAGAUUGCCAAUGGUUGUAUAGAAACUAUCACUGCAUCAGAUUGCCAAUGUUUGUAUAGAAACUAUCAUUGCAUCAGACUGCCAAUGGUUGUAUAGAAACUAUCACUGCAUCAGAUUGCCAAUGGUUGUAUAGAAACUAUCACUGCAUCAGAUUGCCAGUGGUUGUAUAGAAACUAUCACUGCAUCAGAUUACCAGUGGUUGUAUAGAAACUAUCACUGCAUCAGAUUUCCAAUGGUUGUAUAGAAACUAUCACUGCAUCAGAUUGCCAAUGGUUGUAUAGAAACUAUCACUGCAUCAGAUUGCCAAUGGUUGUAUAGAAACCAUCAUUGCAUCAGAUUGCCAAUGGUUGUAUAGAAACUAUCACUGCAUCAGAUUGCCAGUGGAUGUAUAGAAACUAUCACUGCAUCAGAUUGCCAGUGGUUGUAUAGAAACUAUCACUGCAUCAGAUUGCCAGUGGUUGUAUAGAAACUAUCACUGCGUCAGAUUGCUGUAUCAUCAAUUCUUUUUAAAAAAGUGCAGAGUGUUGUUUUGUGAAUGUUACUUAAUUGUAAAUGUUGAUUUUAUUUCCAAGUUUUGAAGAGCAUUUUUUGAAAAUAUUGAUCUUAGUUCCACGCAUUGUAGAACAUUUUUUGUAAAUAUUGAUCUUAGAUCCAAUUUCUUUGUAAAUAUUGAUCUUAGUUCCACGCAUUGUAGAACAUUUUUUUGUUCCAUUUCAUGCUAGUUCAUCCCAGACUUCAUUUAUAAUUUCUAUGUUUUGACAGGGACAAAAUGUUCCCAGCGUUAGGGUUCGGGGCAAUGAUUCCACCAGCCACCCAGGUGUCUCACGAGUUUGCCAUCAACUUCAAUGCCCAGAACCCAUACUGUGCAGGUAACUGUUAGCCUUGUCCCAUACUGUGCGGGUAAUGAUACCUUUACCCAUACUGUGCAGGUAAUGAAACCUUUUCCCAUACUGUGCAGGUAAUGAAACCUUUUCCCAUACAAAGAAAGGGAUUGGACUUGAUCCCAUACUGUGCAGGUAAUGAAACCUUUUCCCAUACUGUGCAGGUAAUGAAACCUUUUCCCAUACAAAGAAAGGGAUUGGACUUGAUCCCAUACAGUUCAGGUAACUGUUAGCCUUGUCCCAUACAGUGCAGGUAACCAAUAGCCUCGUCCCAUACAGUGCAGGUAACCAAUAGCCUUGUCCCAUACAGUGCAGGUAACCAAUAUCCUUGUCCCAUACAGUGCAGGUAACCAAUAGCCUUGUCCCAUACAGUGCAGGUAACUGUUAGCCUUGUCUCAUACAGUGAAGGUAACCAAUAGCCUUAUCCCAUACAGUGCAGGUAACUGUUAGCCUUGUCCCAUACAGUGUAGGUAACCAAUAGCCUUGUCCCAUACAGUGCAGGUAACCAAUAGCCUUGUCCCAUACAGUGCAGGUAACCAAUAGCCUUGUCCCAUACAGUGCAGGUAACCAAUAGCCUUGUCCCAUACAGUGCAGGUAACCAAUAGCCUUGUCCCAUACAAUGCAGGUAACCAAUAGCCUCAUCCCAUACAGUGCAGGUAACUGUUAGCCUUGUCCCAUACAGUGCAGGUAACUGUUAGCCUUGUCCCAUACUGUGCAGGUAACUGUUAGCCUUGUCCCAUACAGUGCAGGUAACCAAUAGCCUCGUCCCAUACAGUGCAGGUAACCAAUAGCCUCGUCCCAUACAGUGCAGGUAACCAAUAGCCUUGUCCCAUAUUGUGCAGGUAACCAAUAGCCUUGUCCCAUACAGUGCAGGUAACUGUUAGCCUUGUCCCAUAUUGUGCCGGUAACCAAUAGCCUCAUCCCAUACAGUGCAGGUAACCAAUAGCCUCAUCCCAUACAGUGCAGGUAACCAAUAGCCUUGUCCCAUACAGUGCAUAUAACCAAUAGCCUUGUCCCAGGUUUAAUUUAGAUUGUUCAGCUUUGUAAGUCAUUUCUUGUUUAUGCCGUUUAAAUGUUUGUUCCAGGUAUUGACGGUGUCCUGGCGGCCUACACAAACUGUAUCCAGUAUGUCCAGCUGUACGGGCCAACCAUUGUCUCUCCCAUCAUCAAUCAUGUGGCAAAGUUUGCCCAGGCUGCCCAGCAAGAGGAGGGAAUGAAAGGGGCUCAUGUGAGUCAAGGGAUAUAUAUAGUGAAAUGUUACACUUCCUACAUCAAACCACCUAUAUAGUGAAAUGUUACAUUUCCUACAUCAAACCACCUAUAUAGUGAAAUGUUACACUACCUACAUCAAACCACCUAUAUAGUGAAAUGUUACAUUUCCUACAUCAAACCACCUAUAUAUUGAAAUGUUACAUAACCUACAUCAAACCACCUAUAUAGUGAAAUGUUACAUAACCUACAUCAAACCACCUAUAUAGUGAAAUGUUACACUACCUACAUCAAACCACCUAUAUAGUGAAAUGUUACACUUCCUACAUCAAACCACCUAUAUAGUGAAAUGUUACACUACCUACAUCAAACCACCUAUAUAUUGAAAUGUUACACUACCUACAUCAAACCACCUAUAUAGUGAAAUGUUACACUUCCUACAUCAAACCACCUAUAUAGUUAAAUGUUACACUACCUACAUCAAACCACCUAUAUAGUGAAAUGUUACACUACCUACAUCAAACCACCUAUAUAUUGAAAUGUUACACUACCUACAUCAAACCACCUAUAUAGUGAAAUGUUACAUAACCUACAUCAAACCACCUAUAUAGUGAAAUGUUACACUACCUACAUCAAACCACCUAUAUAGUGAAAUGUUACAUAACCUACAUCAAACCACCUAUAUAGUGAAAUGUUACACUUCCUACAUCAAACCACCUAUAUAGUGAAAUGUUACACUACCUACAUCAAACCACCUAUAUAGUGAAAUGUUACACUACCUACAUCAAACCACCUAUAUAGUGAAAUGUUACACUACCUACAUCAAACCACCUAUAUAGUGAAAUGUUACACUUCCUACAUCAAACCACCUAUAUAGUGAAAUGUUACACUACCUACAUCAAACCACCUAGAUAGUGAAAUGUUACAUAACCUACAUCAAACCACCUAUAUAGUGAAAUGUUACACUUCCUACAUCAAACCACCUAUAUAGUGAAAUGUUACUUUUCCUACAUCAAGACACCUUUUUUUCUCAUACUUUGUCAUACCCUAGGCUGACAAAGUCUCCUUUCCACCCUCAUCUCAUGCUUUGUCGCCUUCCCCCAGGCUAGAACUAGCCAUUGUUAUCUUAUAUGUAUAUGCCUAUAUGCCCUCUUGUUACUUGAACUGACAGACAACUUGAGGGACCUCCCAAGCUUGGUAUAAUGCAAGCUGGUACUAAUUGUUUGAAUUCCUACAGGCCUACUUUGUGUUGCUACUGCUGACAGAUGGCGUGCUCAGUGACAUGGGGGACACCAAGAAUGCCAUAGUCCAGGCCAGCAAACUGCCCAUGUCGCUCAUCAUAGUCGGUGUUGGCAAUGCAGACUUCACCGACAUGAACGAGCUGGAUGGAGACAACGGCGUCUUGAAAGCCCCAACAGGUGAACCGGUCAAGAGGGACAUUGUCCAGUUUGUGCCCUUCAGGGAGUUUAAACAGGUUAGUUGCUUGUGAUCCGUUAAGGAUUUCUAAGUGUUAACAAACUUGUAUAGAUGUGUAAGUAUAUAUUGGUUUGGUUCCUGGAUUUCUAUCAAAUGCAAAUGUCUCAAGCAUACAGAACUGUACAGACUUAAAUCUUUGUUCCUAGGAGGCUUUUAAUUUAUUGAUUUCUUUGUGACAUCAGUGUCUAACUGCUCCACCUCCAAGUUUCAAUGCAAUGAUGAUAGUUAGUUAAUGGAGAAAUUUGCUUUUUUUUUUUUGUUCAGAAAUCAGCCGCAGAGCUUGCUAGUCAUGUGCUGGCCGAGGUCCCCAAACAGGUGACGGCUUACUACAAAAUGAGAGGCCUGAAGCCCAAUCAACCUAGAGUGGCCCCGGUCGGACCCCCUGCCGUGACCCCGGUCGGACCCCCUGCCGUGACCCAGUCUGCUCCUUCGGGACCACGUUGAUCUAAAUAUUAUUUAUCUAUGUUAAAGAACAAUGAUUGCAUUUGAUGUCCUGUUUGUUUUCUUGUUUCUAUGUAUUAUUAAUGUCCUGAUGUUAGCUGAGGUCAGUCAUCAUUAUUGGUCAUAUCUUCAAUUAACUUCAAUGUGAGGUCAGUCACCAUUAUUGGUCAUUUCUUCAAUGGGAGGCCAGUCAUCAUUAUUGGUCAUUUCUUCAAUAAACUUCAAUGUGAGGUCAGUCAUCAUUAUUGGGCAUUUCUUCAAUGUGAGGUCAGUCAUCAUUAUUGGCCAUUUCUUCAAUUAACUUCAAUGUGAGGUCAGUCAUUUUUGGUCAUUUCUUCAAUAAACUGCAACAACAAUUUUGGCACAUCUAGUCCAUUACUUUUGGGAGGAAAUAAAUUAAUUAUCAAAUUUCAUCAGAAGGUUUCAAGAUGAUGGCACAUUAUACUUGUUAGGAUAUCAUGUUCGUCCAUUUUCGUGACACCACAAGUGAUCACACCACAAGUGACACCACAAGUGAUCACACCACAAGUGAUCACACCACAAGUGAUCACACCACAAGUGAUCACACCACAAGUGACACCACAAGUGAUCACACCACAAGUGAUCGCACCACAAGUAUUGUUUUCCCCCCAUCAUUGAGUAGCCACAUUACUAAAUCAUAUUGACUGCACUGAAAUUACCCAACACUUCAAUGUACUGCUUGGGAGCAUGUUAACUUUUUACUGUUAAAAUAAUUGAUACAUCAAUUGACAAGACCAUAAUUUCGUUGCCUCCUCAGUUAUAUGUGAUCUAUUGUGGACAUAUGUUAACUCAGUAUGUUGUUCUCAGAUAGUUAGUACAGCUUUAGAACCUAGAGUGUUAUUUAGGGCACUUUCCCCACAGUGAAUUCCAAAUAACGCAAUAAGCUGUAUGAAAGAAAUGUGCACGGGCCUUGUUGUGUACGUACGGUCACCCGUCAUGCCAGGUCGGUUUCAGUUUUAUUAUUCAACCGUGAGCCUUGUUUCUCUGUUAAUGAAAAUUUCCAUUAAAUGUUAAUGUGUAAAAGAAGUUUUGUUUUAAACUGUAAGAAUAGUAUCAACAGUUUGUGGUUGAUUAAAAGGGUGUUCACUGCCCAGUGUUUAUGAGUGUCAGUUUGUGACUAUGUGUAUGUACUCCAUAUUUAUGUUGCAAUCAACAAUAUGUGCAAAGCAGAUCUAAUGUGCACUCAUAAAUGUUUAUAUAUUUUAUUAGUGAGCAAUCGAUAGCCAUUCUUCGAGACAAACAGGUGGAUAUUGCUGAUCAAGUUAGGACAUUGCUGGUCAAGUUAGGAUCAAAAAAGUAACCACCCGAGUGGUGCCACUCCUCGAGUUGUCCAGUCCCAUCCUCCCUCAUCACCCCAAUUAAUUCUGAGGGUUUAGUGAGCUCUUCAACACAAUUGAGUUUAGCUUCCAGCUUGAGAACGGCAGCAUUGUUACCUGUUUGCUCUGAUUUGAAACAUCACUGUGCUACAACAUCUUGGGCCAAUUGUUCCAUUUCUGAACUAAAGUGACGCCCCCUAUCUGAAAGUUACAGAUGUGUGAAUGUACCUUUAUUCCUUUAGUCUUCAAUAUCUUUAUUGUUGACCUGGUUGUAGACUUUCUCUCAAGGGGUUGAUGCUAAUAUUAUAAUUAUAUCACUGUUGACAAUACUCUUUACCGGGUUAGGGUUUAAUGUUACUUUAAACACUUCAAAAAUUUGACAAUUUGUGAAUCUGGAAUAGAGGUUGAUAUUUUGUUUCAUUUGUAGUCUGUAAUUUGCAUUAGAUUGUGCCUUGCUUUUUUUUUUCAGUCCUCAAGUUAGUCACUUGAAUUUUGUUCCAAUCUUUUUUGAACAUUUUUGCAUUUCUUUUCAGCAAGUAGAAUUUUUUUUGUGUUUAAAAAGUAAUAACAGCAAAAUAUUUUGCAAUUUUUACAAAGAUUUGUUUAGUCAACUAUGCAUAUUCUGUAACUGUAAAAUAGUUUUUAAAACAUCAAGCAAUUUACUCUUUGCCUGUGUAGUUUAUUGAUAUCCAUGAACCCCUGUCUUGCGUGCAACCAAUGGAAGACAAUCAGUGACAGAGCUUUUGAUGGGCCACUCACAGGCCCAUGCACUCUUUGUUCGCCUCUUGUGGGGACAAUCUGGUCUCCGCUCGUCUGACCCUGCCGGCUGUCCUCAUGACAAGAGGCAGGUUUUUAAUAGAUCAAUAAAAGAAAAUCACAUUUGGGAAAGCUUUUGGAAACUCAUCACAAAGUCACUAACUUAACUGGCAAUUUGAUUAGUAACUUAACUGUUAAUUUGAUCACUUACUUUACUGUUAAUUUGAUCACUUACUUUACUGUUAAUUUGAUUACUAUUCUGAUCAUUUCAUGACAGGAAAUGUUCAUAAUAUAUAGAAAAUUGUCUCCAGUGAAUAACAGAUGCAGCUCCUAGACUUUUAUAAAGAUUGAAAAACCAGGCAAGGGGCUAAUAUUAUUAAUUUUAUAAGAUGUACAUGAUUAACUGUGUUGUCAGAACGUUUACACUUCAAAAUGUUUUUUAUGAGUCCUUGAUAUACUCCGCGGGUCAGGCUGACCUAGAUUGUGCAUCCAACACUGUGUUACGGUCUGAACUACAUUGCAGAGUUUUAUUCCAUUUCACAAGAACGGGUUCAUUUUAAAUUUGUUUUGAAAAGACCUUUAUGUGAGCAUGUUAUUUCCUUAAAGCAAAACACAUAUUAUAUUUGAUAAUGGUAAAAUAUGCAGAUGUAGGCUGUCUGUAUCAAAGUAUGCUUCAGUUGUCUGCAUCUGAACACUAUGACAUACAGUGUAUUUGGCGCAGUUCAGUUUGUUUACCUGGCAAAGCUCAUUUGUAAACCAGUCAGAGUUUCUACUAUUGUUCUACUGGUCCUCGGGUCUGAAUGUAAACAUGUGAUGUCCACUGAGUGUGUCAGUCAUGGGUGUUUAAACCCCCCAACGGUCAUUGUCUGGUGUUAAAACCUAAACCCCCCCCAAUGGUCAUUCUCUGGUGCUUAUACCCAAACCCCCCAAUGGCCAUUCUCUGGUGUUUAAACUCCCAGUGGUCAUUCACAGGUCUCGCUGCAUCAGGACAUGAUCUUUAUGGGUCAUUAUUGAAACACUGGUUCUCUUAACUUAUAGACUGGUUUAAGUCUAUUAGAUCAAAAUAUCUAUUUGCUACAACACAUUUUUUAUGCUAUGUUAAAAGUAAAAGCAUAAUGUCUUAUUGUAAUUAAUGCUCGAAACAAAAGAACAAAUCUUGCUUUGAAAAAUCUUUUCUUAAAUUGUAAAAAAAAGUUAUGCUUUGAGUAUUCUACAAACUGUAAACAAUGAUAAAGUAAUGUAAUACUUGUACAGUAAAGUAAUUGUAAAUGUUAUAGUUUUACAGUUCAAUUGUUAGAAGAGCAAUCUCAUGUAACAAUGUUAUGAUUUCACUCUGUACUCAUUUCACUGUUGGGUUUGUGUUGCCGUUGACAUAGACAUCGUGUGUUGACAUUAUCAAAGACAUCAUGUGUUGCAAUUGUCAUAGACAUCAUAUGUUGAUGAUGUCAUAGGUGUGAUUUGUUGAUACUGUCAUAGACAUCAUGUGUUGGGUCAUAUAAAAUCAUUGAUUUAUGCUCACUUCAAUUUUAUUUAUAUUUUCAUUCCACUCUAGAAAUAUUUUAUUAAUUUAAGGAAAUCGCUUUUAUGAAUCUUCUCUUUUAUUAAGAUUUUUUUUGGUUCUUUUAUCGCUUGACCAAUGUCCAGGACUUGAGUAUCCUAGCAACCAUCUUUUUUUUACAGUUUGAAAUGUUUGUUCAAAUGAUUCGUUCAUGUCCAGAUCCAUUUCAUCCAUCGUAUCCCACAGAUCCUCUCUGAAUGUUCCCUCGUUAAAUUAUGUCUACGAUGUUGUAGGUCAACUUUCUUGCCUCUCAGUCGAUACAAUCUUUCAUAUGGAGUCUCACCAGCCUUUUUCUGCAUGUUAUCUUCUACAUUUUGUAACUUAACACAAGUUCAAGAUGUCUAAUGUUUAGCCACAAUGUCAUCUAUUCAAAUACAAAUAGAGUUGUGAAGUUUUAUUUAUGACAUAAACUGACACAUGUAAACUCCUAUUUUAAUACAAUGGUUUAAGUGCGCUUUGGUUGUACCAUUAAUAUCAUUUGAUAUAUUGCAACAUAACGCUUAUGUUAAUCUUAGUGCUUUUAAUUUGUAUAGAAAUUGCUGGGUUAGCAACUCUUAUAAAAGCAAACUGUUGCUUUUUUUUUCUGUUUUUUUUUUAAAUUAGACAUAUUUUUUUUUAUUUGCUGAUUCAAUUUUCAAGAAUCUUUUCUUUUUUUGUUGCUUGUAAUCCUUAUUCCAAUCUUUAUUUAGUUAGCUAGAUAGAUUUGUUUUACUAGAUUUAGGUUUUUAAUGUAGAAACGUCUUCCUUCAAACCAAUAAAUUUUGCUCAAUAAACGUGCUAAAUCUAUUUUUACUAAUCUGUCAAAAUUUACGAAUGCAUUUUUUAAAAUCUAGGCUUAACGAUAAAUUAUGGAGAAAAAUGUCAAAUCUGUUAUUGUUAUUUCAGCCAAACCUUUCAAAUAAUAUUAAUCGUUUCAAAAAAAAUUUAAGAAGUUUUUAUUUUUAGAAAUAUUUUAAUCAAGCACCAGACAAACUUAAAACAUGUAUCUUAAAAUUACUUUUUCAAGAUUUGAUUUAAUUGGAUUCUGAACUGAUCUAUCGUUAUCAUAACACUCAGAGGGUCAUGUGAUAAUUUUCAAAGAUGAAUUGACCGCCAAAGACCCAUUAAACACAUUAGUACAAUAUGUCACAUCUUUCACUUUCUGGACCUCUGGUCUGUGACACCUGAUCCAGAACUAUUAUCUCAUACAGGCGUGGCCAACCCAAAACACCUCACACGCCCGUAGCCCAUUUUAUCACGCACACCCGUAGCCCAUUUUAUCACGCACACCCGUAAGCCAUUUUAUCACGAGGUAUUUCUCCAUGGGCCACAUGUCUUGUCCCUAUACACAAUUAAAACAACUUACACAGUAAUUUAUUUAUUCUUAAUUUACAUAAUUUUAAAAUGGCAAUCCAUCCUUAUGGCGGCACAUAAAUAAAUAAAUAUUCAUUUGAUUAAGAUAUAACUUAGUUUUAUUAAAUAAAAUUAUAAUUUAAAAAUGCAUUUGUAACAAUAACGAUCAGGAACGUAAAUUAAAAGAAGAAAUUUGUGAUUCAUGUUGCAUCCGAAAGUUGAGAUACAUUUUUUGAAUCAUCUAUUUAAUUUUGUUUGUUUAGGACAGCUGACCUAAUUAGGACCUCUGUAAAUGCAGGUUAAUUAAAUCAGCUCAUGGAGUAUAUAUAAUGUGGUCAACUUUAAAGUUUGAUGUGAAGCAAUGUUUUGCAAUUGUAUUUCUCAAGUAUGUCAUUUCCUUUAAAUCACCAGUUAGGAACCACUUAUAUAAUUCUUGUUUGAUGUAUCUUUAAUGUUUAAAAAUUCUUUGAUAUAUUCAUAUACAUUCAUUUCAAGCUUUUUGUCUAUACAUUUGUAUAGGAAAUAAAUACAAUUUUAAUGUCAGGUGGAUUUUAAUUGACUCAUUCCUUUACUCA